AUGUGUGCUCGACAUGUCAAAAAGCAGACACCCUCAAAGGCAUGCACAAAGUUGCUGAACGAGGCUAUUUUGCCUCAUUCUGAGGUAAAUAAUGCACAGAUAGUGAAAAUCAUUAUUCAGUAUUUCCAGGAAUUGGGAACGCCGGAGUUUCAAAAGCUUGCCAAAGACAUUUCGUCCACAUGUGGGAUAAUACCAAAUAAUAAAUCGUAUACAGAGCUUUCGAAGUUAAUCAUUUCGAACCCUUCGGAGUGCGAUUUGGCUGAAGAAUCAACUAUGCGUAAAGUGCAGGAGAUUAUAGAAACCAUAAAAGAAACAAAAAGGGCGGAAUCGGGGCUAAAAUUCUUGAGCUCGAAGAUGACUCAUGAGACUGUGGAGGCUCUUAUAUACAAACAUUUGUUCUUAGAAGCACUUUACAUUGAUAAAAACUCCACAAGGGCGCUUUCCAUAUUACGAAGAAUCCAAGAAACCGAUGAUGACUUGAAGGGGCAGUUGAGUAAAUUACUUUUGGACCCUCCGAAGGAUUCACAGGUACGCAGGGAAAAUGAUAUAUCCUACAAACAACUGUUAGACCGCCUUGAUUGGGAAGUUGGCGAAGAUAUCACCUGCUCAAGACGGACUUUGCUACACGAAAUAAGAAAUUGGUUGCCUACAUUGGAAACUGCAGAUCCCCAUCGUCUUCCUGUCCUCAUUGAUAAGGCAUUGAAGUACAAACAUAUGCAGGAUCCUUAUUUUUACCCUCCAAUUGAUCAUUGCAAUGAGACAUUUGAACUUUUUAGGGAUUGUAAAUCUCUUUUGAGUCGUGAAGAGAGACUUGAUAGGCUUCCAAUUCACAUUAAACAGACAUUGGAGGAACACAAAGAUGAAAUUUGGUAUGUAUGCUACUCGAAUAACGGAAAAUAUCUUGCAACAGGAUCCGUCGAUCAUGAUAUCAUAAUUUACAAUGCCGACGAUGGAUAUUCGGUUUUUCGGCGACUAGUAGGUCAUUCUGGGUCAAUCGUCUACUUAUCAUGGUCUUUUGACGACGAGAAGCUUAUAAGCACGUCGUUCGACCAGACUGUACGGAUAUGGGACGUGAAUACAACGCAGUGCAGGACUUUACCAAACCAGAACUUUUUUAAGUCGUACAUUCGAAUCUGGCCUGCCGAAUUUGUGGGAUCUAACUAUGACUUUGUCUUUGGCUCCCCCGAUAAGGAACUUGCGAUAUUUGACGGUGAAGGGUAUGUGUUGCAUGAUUUCGGGACAGAAUACAGGAUAGAUGACAUUACAGUGUUGAGUAAAGAUCUCAUGGUUGCUAUAACACACUCAUUUGACAUUUUAUUGGUUAGGAUAACGUCUAGCAAGUAUGAAAUCCUUAACACGAUACAUGUUGGAAUGAGAAUGACGGCGGUUUCACAUGCUCCUAACGACAGUACGCAUUUUCUUGUGAGUGCAAAGCCAGAUGAACUACAAGUGUGGAAUGUUGCAGAUCCACUAAUACCUUACGUGGAGAAUAAGUAUUAUGGUUUUGAAGGUUCUGAUUUUGUUAUUAGAAGCUGCUUAUUUGAUGAGUAUUUGGUAUUGAGCGGUUCCGAUAACGGUCGUAUUUAUGUCUGGAACCGCAAGCUCGGAAAUUUGAUAACCACUUUGCCUGGACAUAAGUCAUUGGUUAACUGCAUUGCUUCGAGACCAAACCCCGAUAAUACCAGAUCUUCAUGCGAAUGGGCUAGUGGAGGUGACGAUGCUAAAGUGUUAAUUUGGGGAUACAACAAAUAA
Brettanomyces bruxellensis is the source of this 1752-nucleotide messenger RNA. RefSeq lists its product as uncharacterized. Gene Ontology annotation, molecular function: protein binding. The transcript has a single exon. The coding region runs from base 1 to 1752 and encodes 583 amino acids. The record is from RefSeq and is a predicted model, not a curated record. Gene Ontology annotation, biological process: proteasome-mediated ubiquitin-dependent protein catabolic process. NCBI's taxonomy places the organism in Eukaryota, Fungi, Ascomycota, Pichiomycetes, Pichiales, Pichiaceae. Gene Ontology annotation, cellular component: GID complex.